AUGCCUCGACAUCUUCACAAGUUGCAGCAAUAUGGGUUGAAAAUAAAGAUGCAGAUCAGGGAAACUGAUGCUUCUAAUGUUGGAAAACGGAUUAUUCUACCUUCGUCAUUUAUUAGGGGUCCAAGAGAUAUGCGAAAAAGAUAUAUGGAAGCAAUGGCUUUAGUUCAGCGUUAUGUUUUGGGAAAGGUUUUUUCUAAUGAAGCUGCUGCAUUCUUUGUUAAUGGCCCUGCUGGGACGAGGAAGACAUUCCUGUACAAGGCACUUCUUGCCGCAGUAAGAUCAAGAAAAUUAGUCGCACUUGCAACUGCUUCAUCUGAUGUUGCUGCAUCUAUCAUUCCUGGAGGUCGAACAGGACGCUCGCGCUUUAAGAUUCCACUGGAUACUGAUGAACAUAGCAUGUGUUGUGUCAGUAAACAAAGUGCCAUCGCAAAGUUACUACGUGUGGCAAGGUUAAUUAUAUGGGAUGAGGCCCCUAUAUCAAGAAAACAACAUAUUGAAGCAUUAGAUAAAAUGCUACGAGACAUUAAUGAUUCAGAAUUAACAUUCGGUAGAAAAGUUGUCAUUUUUUGUGGAGAUUUUCGCCAGGUUUUACCUGUGGUUCGUAAAGGAAUAAGACAAGAACAUGUUGACGCCAGUUUGGUUUCUUCUUACUUGUGGCCUACAUUGAUCAAGUUUCAUUUGACUGAAAAUAUGCGAGCAAGAUUGGAUCCAGUCUUUUCAGAAUAUGUGUUAGAAUUGGGCAACAGAAUGCCACCAAUCACAGUUGAUGAAACUAUAAAAAUUCCUGAUGGCAUGCUUGUUCCGUACGAAGAUGACUGUACUUCUUUGCAUCAUUUAAUAGAUGCUGUUUUCCAUGAUAUUUAUGAAUAUUCAAUAAAUAUUUCAGCUAUGAUGAAUCGGGCCAUAUUAACACCAAAGAACAGUUAUGUUGAUGAAAUAAAUGCAUUACUAAUUCAUAGAUUUCCUGAUGAGUUUAAGCGAUAUUAUAGCUUUGAUGAAGCAAUAGAUACAUCUGAACAGUCAAUUAUGGAAGAUUUUUUAAAUACUCUAACCCCAAAUGGACUUCCUCCUCAUGAAUUGUUACUGAAGAUAAACUGUCCUAUCAUGCUGCUUAGAAACAUUAAUCCUUCAAAAGGACUAUGCAACGGAACACGUCUAAGGGGUUUUCUCUUGUAA
This is a messenger RNA of Carya illinoinensis, 1176 nucleotides long. Its product is annotated as ATP-dependent DNA helicase PIF1-like. Gene Ontology annotation, molecular function: DNA helicase activity. The transcript has 3 exons. Lineage: Eukaryota; Viridiplantae; Streptophyta; Magnoliopsida; Fagales; Juglandaceae. The coding region runs from base 1 to 1176 and encodes 391 amino acids. The record is from RefSeq and is a predicted model, not a curated record. Gene Ontology annotation, biological process: telomere maintenance; DNA repair.